GAUCAAAUUUCGCCCCGCUUUCCUCUGUCGGAACCUCAGCAGACAUCAUCGAUCGAUUUCGAGAGAAACCAGGAGGGCAGAAAUCUUCGUCCCGAUCCGUCUCGCGCUCGCUCGUCGUCUUGGUUCGGAGGAGUUGAGAGAGGAAGAAGAAGAAGAAGAUGGGAGAACGGAAGGUGCUGAACAAGUAUUACCCGCCGGAUUUCGACCCUUCGAAGCUGCCUAGGGCUCGGCGGCCCAAGAACCAGCAGAUCAAGGUCCGGAUGAUGCUUCCGAUGAGCAUCCGGUGCACCACCUGCGGCAAUUACAUCUCCAAGGGGACCAAGUUCAAUUCCAGAAAGGAGGACGUGAUGGGCGAGACGUAUUUGGGGAUCCAGAUAUUCAGGUUUUACUUCAAAUGCACCAAGUGCUCUGCCGAGCUCACCAUGAAGACCGAUCCCCAGAAUUCGGAUUACGUUGUGGAGUCGGGGGCGUCGAGAAAUUUCGAGCCCUGGCGUGAGCGGGACGAGGUGGUGGAGAAUGAGAAAAGGAAGAGGGAGGCUGAAGAGAUGGGCGACGCCAUGAAGUCGCUGGAGAAUCGGACGUUGGAUUCCAAGAGAGAGAUGGAUAUUCUUGCGGCGCUCGAUGAGAUGAAAUCCAUGAGAUCUCGACAUGCAACUGUGAGCGUAGAUGCAAUGCUAGAGGCCUUACAACACACAUCUGCUGUAAAGGAAAAGAAACUGGAGGAAGAGGAUGAAGCGCUGAUUAAAUCAAUAGUAUUCCAUACAUCCAAAGAUUUUGUCCAUAGGAUUGAAGAUGAGGAUUCUGAGGAUGAGGAAAAUUUGUCUCCACUUUCUGCUGGUAAUCACGAAUCGGCGAACGGUACUCUCAAGAAGAGGAAAUUGUCUGAGGAAUUUCCAGACAAGCCAACAGAUACCUUGACAAAAGCUACUGCCAGUGACUUCUUAGAUGACAGAGGAAAUUUUGGUGGUUCGAAAGACCGGAGCGAGAGAAAAUUGUUGUCAAAUUCUUUGGUGCAGAUUGCUGUGGUAAAGAAAGUGGCUCCAACAUCCAGCGUUAGUGCUUCAGCAAAAAUAGAAGAGACUAAAAAAGAGGAUAAGAAUGGUGGUCUGAGCAUUGGACUACAAUCAUUGUGUCAAAGCUAUGGAAGUAGUGACGAUGAUGAUUGAAUUGUGGGUUUAUGUGCAAAUGAUAUGAUUCUUUCUCUCUUGUGUCAGUAGAAAGCUUACUGUUCUACAAUCUACAUUGGGCUUUUUGUUCUUAACACCGGCACUGGACUGAUUUAAUAGUCGGUUUCAUGACCAGGUUUCGAGCAACACCAACCAGAGAGUUGAACUGGGCCGCUAUUUAAAUUGUUUAACACUUCUUUUGUUGCUGGGCAA
This is a messenger RNA of Eucalyptus grandis, 1379 nucleotides long. RefSeq names its product splicing factor YJU2. NCBI's taxonomy places the organism in Eukaryota, Viridiplantae, Streptophyta, Magnoliopsida, Myrtales, Myrtaceae. The coding region runs from base 159 to 1166 and encodes 335 amino acids. Gene Ontology annotation, cellular component: U2-type catalytic step 1 spliceosome. The transcript has 8 exons. Gene Ontology annotation, biological process: mRNA splicing, via spliceosome. The record is from RefSeq and is a predicted model, not a curated record.